AUGCCUUUAGAACUUACCUGCCCUCCAGGUGUUAAUGGGAUCUCUCUUCUUAUUCCAGCCCAGGACGAUCAGAGCAAUGAGGAGGAGAGUGAAAAGAGAUUCAGUCAGAGUGGCAAUCUUCAAAGUCAUCAGAGAAUCCACACGGGGGAGAGACCUUUUGAAUGCUCAGAGUGUGGAAAGAGAUUCAAUGACAGUAGCAGUCUUCACAGGCAUCAGAGAACCCACACAGGGGAGAAACCUUUUGAAUGCUCAGAGUGUGGAAAGAGAUUCAGUCAGAGUGGCCAUCUUCAAAGUCAUCACAGAACUCACACAGGGGAGAGACCUUUUGAAUGCUCAGAGUGUGGAAAGAGAUUCACUGACAGUGACAAUCUUCACAGGCAUCAGAGAACCCACAUAGGGGAGAAACCUUUUGAAUGCUCAGAGUGUGGAAAGAGAUUCAGUCAGAGUGGCCAUCUUCAAAGUCAUCAGAGAACCCAUACAGGGGAGAGACCUCUUGAAUGCUCAGAGUGUGGAAAGAGAUUCAGUCAGAGACAGAAUCUUCAAAGUCAUCAGAGAACCCACACAGGGGAGAGACCUUUUGAAUGCUCAGAGUGUGGAAAGAGAUUCACUGACAGUGACAAUCUUCACAGGCAUCAGAGAACCCACAUAGGGGAGAGACCUUUUGAAUGCUCAGAGUGUGGAAAGAGAUUCACUGACAGUGACAAUCUUCACAGGCAUCAGAGAACCCACACAGGGGAGAGACCUUUUGAAUGCUCAGAGUGUGGAAAGAGGUUCAGUUGGAGUAGCCAUCUUCAAAGUCAUCAGAGAACCCACACAGGGGAGAGACCUCUUGAAUGCUCAGAGUGUGGAAAGAGAUUCUAUCAGAGCAGCCAUCUUCGAAGUCAUCAGAAAACCCACAGCGGGGAGAAACCUUUUGAAUGCUCAGAGUGUGGAAAGAGAUUCAGUCAGAGUGGCACUCUUCAAAGUCAUCAGAGAACCCACACAGGGGAGAGACCUUUUGAAUGCUCAGAGUGUGGAAAGAGAUUCAGUCGGAGUGGCAGUCUUCAAAGUCAUCAGAGAACCCACACAGGGGAGAGACCUUUUGAAUGCUCAGAGUGUGGAAAGAGAUUCAGUCACAGUGGCAGUCUUCAAAGUCAUCAGAGAACCCACACAGGGGAGAGACCUUUUGAAUGCUCAGAGUGUGGAAAGAGAUUCAGUCAGAGUGGCACUCUUCAAAGUCAUCAGAGAACCCACACAGGGGAGAGACCUUUUGAAUGCUCAGAGUGUGGAAAGAGAUUCAGUCAGAGUGGCCAUCUUCAAAGUCAUCAGAGAACCCAUACAGGGGAGAGACCUCUUGAAUGCUCAGAGUGUGGAAAGAGAUUCAAUCAGAGCAGCCAUCUUCGAAGUCAUCAGAAAACCCAUAGCGGGGAGAAACCUUUUGAAUGCUCAGAGUGUGGAAAGAGAUUCAAUCAGAGACAGAAUCUUCAAAGUCAUCAGAGAACCCACACAGGGGAGAGACCUUUUGAAUGCUCAGAGUGUGGAAAGAGAUUCAGACAGAGUAGCAGUCUUCACAGCCAUCAGAGAACCCACACAGGGGAGAGACCUUUUGAAUGCUGAGAGUGUGGAAAGAGAUUUAGUCACAGUUGCAGUCUUCAAAGUCAUCAGAGAACCCACACAGGGGAGAGACCUUUUGAAUGCUCAGAGUGUGGAAAGAGGUUCAGUUGGAGUAGCCAUCUUCAAAGUCAUCAGAGAACCCACAGCGGGGAGAAACCUUUUGAAUGCUCAGAGUGUAGAAAGAGAUUCACCGACAGUAGCAGUCUUCAAAGUCAUCAGUUAACCCACACAGGGGAGAGACCUUUUGAAUGCUCAGAGUGUGGAAAGAGAUUCAGUCGAAGUGGCCAUCUUCAAAGGCAUCAGAGAACGCACACCAGGGAGAGACCUUUUGAAUGCUCAGAUUGUGGAAAGUGGUUCAGUGAGAGACAGAACCUUCAGAGGCAUCAGAGAACGCACACAGGGGAAGUCCUUGUAAUUGCUUAG
Molecule: messenger RNA, 2016 nt
Organism: Heteronotia binoei (common prickly gecko)
Lineage: Eukaryota; Metazoa; Chordata; Lepidosauria; Squamata; Gekkonidae
Product: zinc finger protein 883-like
Exons: 2
Biological process (GO): regulation of DNA-templated transcription
Molecular function (GO): DNA-binding transcription factor activity, RNA polymerase II-specific; RNA polymerase II cis-regulatory region sequence-specific DNA binding
Source: RefSeq, a predicted model, not a curated record